Molecule: messenger RNA, 1279 nt
Organism: Cannabis sativa
Lineage: Eukaryota; Viridiplantae; Streptophyta; Magnoliopsida; Rosales; Cannabaceae
Product: alpha carbonic anhydrase 7-like
Exons: 7
Coding region: 319-1149 (276 amino acids)
Molecular function (GO): zinc ion binding; carbonate dehydratase activity
Source: RefSeq, a predicted model, not a curated record
UUACCUCCAACCAAACGCCACCUACUCAUCCCUUUUCUUAAAGUUUCAUAAAAUAUUAUGUUGCUAUAUAUAAUUGCAAAAACAACCUGUCCUUUCUUAACUUAGCCUCUCCUAUUUCAUUUACAAGACUUUGAAUCCAUGAAACUUAAGUUAUAGGGUUAAAAUUUCCACACUAUUUUUAUCAUGUCCCCAAAAUCUAUGUGUCCCGUAUUAAUUAUGGCUUUUUCUACAUACCAUGUAUUUAUAUACAAAUUAUUUCAUCCUAGGAUGAGUACCAUAUUUCUUACUCCAAGCUAGCGCGUCACCAUAGAUUAAAACAUGAAGAAAUAUCAAAGCAAACCCAGCUUUUUUCUGCUCUUUGUGAUUACUUUCUCAUUCUCAAUCAUUAUUAGAUCAGCCACAGCUCAACAUGAUGAUGAAGUUGAGGAUGAGAAGGAGUUUGAUUAUGCAAAAGAUGGUGCAAAGGGCCCAAAUAGUUGGGGAGAGAUUAAGAAAGAAUGGUCUGCCUGUACAAAUGGAGCAAUGCAGUCUCCCAUUGAUUUAUCUAAUCAAAGGGUCAAAAUUGUUUCACAGCCUGGAAAACAGGACCUCAUAGAAAAUUACAUCCCUUCUAAUGCCACCCUUAAAAAUAGAGGCCAUGAUAUUUCGGUCCAAUGGGAUAUAGGUAAAGCAGGGUCAAUCAUUGUUGAUGGCACCAAGUAUUUCCUCCAUCAAUGUCAUUGGCACUCACCUUCUGAACACACCCUUAAUGGCACAAGGUAUGCUACUGAGAUGCAUAUGGUUCACAUAAGCCAAGAUAACAAAAUUGCUGUAAUUGGUGUUCUGUUCAAUAUUGGUACCCCUGAUCUUUUCCUAUCAAAGUUAAUUGGAGAUAUAACAGCAAUGGCUGAUACUAAUGAAGAAAAACAUUUGGGGGUAAUUGAUCCAUCAGAGAUCAAGCUUGAAGAGAAGAAGUAUUAUAGAUACUUAGGCUCUCUUACAAUUCCUCCUUGUACCGAAGGUGUUGUUUGGAUCUUAAGCAAAAAGUUGAGGACAAUUUCAGCGGAUCAAGUACAUCAACUUCGAUUGGCUGUUCACGAUUUUGCAGAAAGGAAUUCAAGGCCUAUUCAAUCACUCAAUUCACGACAAGUUCACUUGGUCGACGGGUAGAUAUAUUUGAUAUAAAAGAUUAAUUAAUUUGAAAUCAAAUAUAUGAUAUAUUACUUAUUUUUGUUUUAUAUUUUAUGUCUUAUAAUACAUCAUGUAACAAUUAAUUUCUUAUCUUUUAUAUUGAUUUUUA